GCGCUUUGGCCGCGGGACCAGGCGCUAGGCUCCUGGCCCGGCCCGGGGGCGCGGCGCGCCCAUGGGCAGCGCCGAGAACCGCAGCGACGGCUCGGAGGGCGCGGGGGAGCCGCCGUGGGCCGAGCUGCUGCCUUGCGACGAGCGCCGUUGCUCGCCCUUCCCCCUGGGGGCGCUGGUGCCAGUGACCGCCGUGUGCCUGGGCCUGUUCGCCGUCGGGGUGAGGGGCAACGCGAUGACGGUGCUGCUGAUCGGGCGCUACCGGGACAUGCGGACCACCACCAACUUGUACCUGGGCAGCAUGGACGUGUCCGACCUGCUCAUCCUGCUCGGGCUCCCCUUCGACCUGUACCGCCUCUGGCGCUCCCGGCCCUGGGUGUUCGGGACGCUGCUCUGCCGCCUCUCGCUCUACGUGGGCGAGGGCUGCACCUACGCCACGCUGCUGCACAUGACGGCGCUCAGCCUCGAGCGCUACCUCGCCAUCUGUCGCCCGCUCCGAGCCCGCGUCCUCGUCGCCCGCCGCCGCGUCCGCGCGCUCAUCGCCGCGCUCUGGGCCGUGGCGCUGCUCUCCGCCGGGCCCUUCUUCUUUCUGGUGGGCGUCGAGCAGGACCCCGGCCGCUACGCGGUCCAGGACCUUAACGGCAACGCGCAGCUCGCCCCCUCGCCCCGCACCUCGCCGCCACCGCCACUCCUCGGGUCCUCGCGGGCGCCACCGCUGUCCCUGCCGUCGGGGCCCGAGGCGGCGGCGGCCGCGGCGCUGUUCAGCCGGGAGUGCCGGCCGAGCCCGGCGCAGCGGGGCGCGCUGCGCGUCAUGCAAUGGGUCACCACCGCCUACUUCUUCCUGCCCUUCCUGUGCCUCAGCGUCGUCUACGGGCUCAUCGGGCGGGAGCUGUGGAGGAGCCGCGGGCCGCUGCGAGGCCCGGCCACCUCCGCUCGGGAGAAGGGACACCAGCAGACGGUCCGCGUCCUGCUGGUGGUGGUUCUGGCGUUUAUAGUUUGCUGGCUGCCUUUCCACGUUGGCAGAAUCAUUUUCAUAAAUACCAAAGAUUCCCGGAUGAUGUACUUCUCUCAGUACUUUAACAUUGUUGCCCUGCAACUUUUCUAUCUGAGCGCCCCCAUCCUCUACAACCUCAUUUCAAAGAAGUAUAGAGCAGCGGCCUGGAAACUGCUGCUAGCCAGGCGGUCCAGACAGAGAGGUUUCUGCAGAAGCAGGGAGGCUGAGGGGGACCCUGGAGGAGACACGGUUGGCUGCACCGAGACCAGCGCUAAUGUACAGACACGGGCAACCAGCACGGCCAAACACAGCGCCUCAUCCCAUAGCUCUGGGACUUAA
Eubalaena glacialis (North Atlantic right whale) is the source of this 1330-nucleotide messenger RNA. It is a transcript of the gene MLNR, whose product is annotated as motilin receptor. Lineage: Eukaryota; Metazoa; Chordata; Mammalia; Artiodactyla; Balaenidae. Gene Ontology annotation, molecular function: G protein-coupled peptide receptor activity. The record is from RefSeq and is a predicted model, not a curated record. Gene Ontology annotation, biological process: G protein-coupled receptor signaling pathway. Gene Ontology annotation, cellular component: plasma membrane.